AUGAGUAAAAAACACAAGAAGAAGCGGAAAACACGGAGUAAAAGUAUGCACGUGGCCUCUACAAGUGUCUUGAUGAACCAAGAGAUGCAGCGGAAGAAUCGUUCAGCUUCACUUGGUGCCAAAAAGCACAUUAUGUGGGGUGGGGUAUCGGUGAGAGAGUUUGCCCGUUUUCCAGGUGGUGGUGGUGCUGUGCCCUAUGACGGCACGUGGGCUUUAGGCCUUGGUACGAAGGUCGCAGAUGUUGAGCUUGGGAGUGUUUUGGAGGUUGAACAAGUACGAGAGCAGGUAUUGCAGGAACGAGCCAAGAAAUUGUCCAAAUCUAAACGUCGUGACGUUCGUGUGGGUGAAACUCGUCAAUUUGACUAUCAACGCGGAGUAGAGAACCCUCUCUUUGCACGACUGAGUGAAGAUGAACGCAAAGAGGUUUUUAUGCUGGAGAAACAGGCCCAGGAAGAAGGAGCAAUUGAAAUACAAAUGUCCUUGUCUCAUGAGACGAGGAAAUCGGGCCGAAAAUACUCGACUGGAUCGACCACGAGUCUCGAGUCUAUGGAAGAAUUUCAAUUAGCCGAUGCAGCGCUAACUACGCCGGACUUUGGUUGUGUGUCCAUUGAACAACUAGAAGAGUUUGCCAAGAUCCGCGACUCUCGCGAUGGUGCGUGUGGCUGCUCCUGUGGUGAUUUGGUCAAAAAGGUGGCCAAGAUGAACGUAAAAAAGUUACGUGCGUUUUUGCAGGAACGCAAUAUUCCACUGCCUGGCACGGGUAAGACGGAGUUAAUGGCUGCGGCAAAGAAGGUGGCACGCGAGCAGAAAAACUGCCAGAGCGCCGACUCGGACUGUGAGUGUGCGCGCAAUGGGGUGUCAUGCCACUCGGACGUGUGUGAAGGCUGCGCUGGCGAUUGCUACAAUCCAUUCCAGCGGUACGAGUACAAGAGCACCAAAGUGAAGCAGUAUCGUAAGGAGCAGCUCGCCAAGUGGCAACAGUCUCAGUUCGAACUCCAGCAAUCGAACGAAGUGGCUACACCCGUCCGUGUUACUUAA
Peronospora farinosa is the source of this 1038-nucleotide messenger RNA. The record is from the annotation of a GenBank genome assembly. NCBI's taxonomy places the organism in Eukaryota, Oomycota, Peronosporomycetes, Peronosporales, Peronosporaceae.